This is a messenger RNA of Lizanozyma spartinae, 2121 nucleotides long. RefSeq lists its product as uncharacterized. The record is from RefSeq and is a predicted model, not a curated record. The transcript has a single exon. The coding region runs from base 1 to 2121 and encodes 706 amino acids. Lineage: Eukaryota; Fungi; Ascomycota; Pichiomycetes; Serinales; Debaryomycetaceae.
AUGCCUCGGUGCAACGCUUCAGCUUUCCCGCCCUUCAAGUUGGAGUAUCGAUACCGAGGGGUGUAUGAAAGAGCAGGGUUUGACUACGAUAAAUAUAAUCCUAGAGCAACAUCACCAACUCAAUUGUUAUCACCUAAUAGUAAUCCUGGACGGAACUAUUCUAAUUCUCAAUCAGCGACAACCGGCCAAGCCGCCAAAAAGUUGAGCAGCAUUUCUUCAAAUGCCACUAGUCGACACACUUCAAAUUGCACCACUACAUCCACAAGACAGACACUGGUUUCAUUGAGUCCUCGGAACUCACCUCCACAUUUCUCAAACAAUAGUCCCACUGCUGAUCAUACCACCACCACCUCUAAUCCUAAUGGAUACCAUGCAUAUUCUAAAGGUGACGAUUUGCUGAUUUAUACAGUGAGACCAGUGCCUUUACCCGAGGUAGAAUCAUUAUCAAGAGUAACCCUGAUACAAAUGUCUAUUCCUUCAGAUACCCAUUCGUUGCCGCCCCAGAGUAUUCAUUCAAAUCAAAAGUUGCAUUCAUAUUCAUAUUCAAGUAAUCCCGAGUUAUCCACAUCCACAUCCACAGCUCCUCCUACAUACGCACCAUCCAAAACCAAAAACCAUAAGAACUUGAAUUUAGUCUUGGAGAAAUCAAACUUCAAGCAAGCUCCAGUUGAGCUGGUCGUUCCAACUAUACCUCUUCCAUAUCCAGCAAGCCAUAAAUUGCCAGAUUCCAUUCUUUCACCAGAGAGCAGUCUUCCUGCUGGUGCACAUGACACGAAUAUCAAUAAUAACAUUCAUAAUACUAAUUACACUCACACUAACAAUCCGGCUGUCUACAAUGAUAGUGGUAUGUUAAGCUUGCCGCAACAAAAUGACAAUCGGUUAUCAACACUGCUGAUGGUAAGCUCCAUUAUCUCCAAGGAAGAGCCUUCUAUGAGUUUUGCUAAUGACGAAGAAGAGGAUGAGGAUGACUCGCAAAUUAAUAAGGAAUUGGAAAUGCAACUUCAACAGUUGAAAUGGACUGGCUCUAUUUCCUCCGCUUCUGUAAACGGUAGCUCUGCUGGUGAACAGCUCACCUCGUCAUUAAAAAGUCCUUUAAUUGUCACCAAUGAACAUGAACAUGAUCACGAUGAUGAUGAUGUUCUUGUUAACGAAACCAUUAACUCUUUGGGUUUUGACAUAACACCAAAAUUACAUCAAUAUGAAGACGGAUCUCAGUCUGGAGAACCUCGUACAGUUAUUUCCGAGUUUGAUGACUUAAAUGUUGAACCAUUGCUAGUCAAGCGGAUCAAAUCAGCAAGAGCCACUGGCGAAGAAGAAGAUGAAGUAAUUGCACCUUUAAACGUCAAGAGAAGAAGUCCUAGUCUUCAUAACAUUCCAAGAUUUGAAGUCUCAGAUAAUUCCAUGUCUGAUGUCGAAGAAACACUCCCCUUGAAUCCUAACCCCAGUCAAAUAUUCGUGGGUGAAGGUAUAGAGAAUGAAUCUCCUACAGUUCCACGGAGAUUGAGACCUGUAUCACCAACCGCCACCAAAGCUCAAACUCAAACUCAAACUCAAACACAAGCACAAACACAGUCACAACAAGUUCAAUCGAACCAUUCAACAGCAUCACCACCUAAAUCUGAGCACAACAAUGUCUUGUAUCCUCCUGGCCAAGGUCCUUGUCGUGGGUGCAAUGAUACGAUUGACUCGAACAGUACUUCGAGACAUCUCAAACCUAUUUUCACAUCUACCACCGAUGUUAAGUCGACAUUAUCGGGACAAUGGCAUCGUAAAUGUUUCCAAUGUCACCACGACCAAUGUGGUACGAGAUUCUCCAAAACAACACCUUGCUACGUAUUUGAAGAUCAACCAUAUUGUUUCGACCACUACAGUAUACUCAAUGGAACUGUGUGCGAAGAGUGUCAAGAAGGGCUCGAAGGCGAAUACAUUGAAACCGAGCUUCAACUCAAGUUCCACCCCGCAUGCUUAAGAUGUAUGCAAUGCAAGAACCAUAUCACUGGAGGAGAGUCGUAUUACAUCCACAAUAACAUUGUGUAUUGUGAGACCGAUGCUGCAUUAAUAAGUUUAAACCCUGGAGACAGCAAAAUGGAAAAGAGAAGAACAAGAAUCAUGUUCACUUAA